AGAAUAAGAAAUCUUGUCAUUCCCCUUCCUCGAGUUCCCCAUUUGACCGAGAAAGCAGCGUGUGGUAUGGAGAGUGUGUGAGCAUAAAGUUCUGAUUUUGAAUGAAUGUUUACUAUAAUUAAGAGGUUCCCGUCUCAUGGUCUCUUUCGGUGGAGGCGCAGCAUUUGGAAUCCAGAGGAGGGAGGAGAGAGGGAAAGGGGUACCAAAAAAAGAAUGAAAAGGACGACAAAGGAAACUUGCUUUUGAUCUGGAGCAAGAAAAUGAGGGGCAGGAAUAGGAAGUAAAAGCUAACCCUAGGAGCGGGAUUUGGUUCUUGACGGUGGAAGAAAGGGGAGCGGAGGACGGGAGGAGGUGAUGGGCGUGGAGGAGGAGGCCUUUUCUUGAAAUAGAUUUGGGGACAGAGGAGGGGGCGGAGGCAAAGGGAAAGAUGGUGGUGGACGACUGCUGCUUUUUACACAAGAAGGUAAAAGAGGAAGACGUUCUAUUUUGAGAUGAAACUCGGAUCUUUGAUGGUUUUACCGUAUGCUUUGCCAAAGUUGGACUCCCUAGUGAUUAAGCCUCAAAAGAAAUAUCCUCUUGGGUUGUGGAUGGCUGUAUUGGGGUUGAUCAUGAUCAGCGGCAUCUAUAUAUGCUCCCUAUGUCUAAAGCAGAGAGUGCUCCUAGUCACACCUAAUCAAAUGAAGGUAAAAUCAACAAGGCAGACUUGCCGUGAUCCUAGCAUCCCAAAGUCCGAGCUUCGUUAUAUGCAUUAUCCAGAGCCCAUUAGUUACAGUAGGGAAGAAUGUGCUUGCACGCCGGUUAGGUUCUUUGCUAUUCUAUCGAUGCAGAGGUCUGGAAGUGGGUGGUUUGAAACAUUGUUAAACAGUCAUGUUAAUGUCAGCUCUAAUGGUGAAAUUUUCUCUGUGAAAGAAAGGAGAAGUAACAUUUCGACUAUCACAAAGACACUAGAUAAAAUCUACAAUUUGGAUUGGUAUAGUAGUGCCUCUAAAAAUGAAUGUACCGCAGCUGUUGGCCUCAAGUGGAUGCUUAAUCAGGGUCUCAUGCAACACCAUGAAGAGAUUAUUGAAUACUUCAAGAAGAGAGGGGUUUCUGUAAUACUUCUCUUCAGAAGAAAUCUACUUCGUCGUCUGGUUUCAGUACUCGCAAAUACUCAUGAUCGGGAUGCCAAGCAGCUAAAUGGGACCCAUAAAGCUCAUGUACAUUCCAAGGAUGAGGCUGAUGUACUUGCUCAAUACAAGCCCACAAUCAAUACGACAUUGUUGAUCCCUGAGCUAAAGCAUACAGAUAAAUGGGCUUCUGAAGCUCUAGGCUACUUCAAGAGCUCCUGCCAUAUUCUUCUCUACUACGAGGAUCUCGUCAACAACACGACUAAGCUGAUGGAUGUCCUAGAGUUUCUGAAACUACCCCGACAGAAACUUUUCAGCCGCCAUGUCAAGAUCCACAAUAAGCCAUUGUCUGAUCAGAUAGAGAACUGGGAUGCCGUUCAUGCUGCCCUCAAGGGAACAGAAUACGAGAGCUUCGUAAACACGGACUACGGGGUCGCUACAUCCAUCAACAAAAGUUGUAGGGCGAAUUUUGGUUCUUUCAUUCUAACAAAUAUUUUUUUGUGACAUCCAUCAACAAAAGUUGUUGGGCAAAUUUUGGUUCUUUCAUUCUAACAGAUCUUUUUGAUGUCCUUUGUUUUAUGUGAUUUACUUAGCUGUAAA
Molecule: messenger RNA, 1706 nt
Organism: Musa acuminata subsp. malaccensis (wild Malaysian banana)
Lineage: Eukaryota; Viridiplantae; Streptophyta; Magnoliopsida; Zingiberales; Musaceae
Source: RefSeq, a predicted model, not a curated record